CACGCGAGCGGAUAAAUCAAAACACUCCAACCGUCUACACUGAGAAAGAACUGAGAAACCAUUACGGCUCAGCGGACGAAUGUACAGCGCCGAGCCCUCACAGUGUUUCUGCAGGAGUAAAAGGAGUGGAGUCUAACAGUUUUCGCGUUUAAUGUGUCAGAGUUUCUGCGGUGAAAGAUACUGUUUUACGGAGCGUUGUUACGUUGUACGCUAGAAGUUUGCAAAACAAGUUCGAAGGAUUGGAUGCUCUUUGUGGAACGUUAUUUUAAUCUGGUGCGCGAGCGGUUGAGAGGAGAGAUGUCAACAAGAGGACAACAAAACAUGGAUUUACCCUUUGUCUUAACCGUAUAACUUUGAGAAAUCGUUUGACAUUCUGUGCAGUAGCUGCUUUGCAGACAUUUCCGGCGUUUUUUGUAAAGGAACAUAUAAUAUAUAGUCCUGAGAGACAUUUUGCUGUAUGACAGGACACGUUUGCACAGAGCGCUGGGAGAUGAAGAAGAGGAAAUUCAACUGAUUCUCUGAGGGGAAAACACAUCUAAGUCUUAUUUUAGGAGCUUGCUGUAGUCCUUUAAUUUAGCUUUAUAAUUAGAUUAAUUUGCCACACAGACUCAUAGGAAUUAUACUAUCCUUGCUGCAUAAAACAUAUUACUUAGAAGUGGGUUGUUCAGCGCUAUAAAAGACAGUUCUUCUGAAGCCAGCUGGAUUUACGAUGAAAUUAAGUUUUUGGGUGUAUUUUGUCAAGGGAAUUGUUCCCUCAGAAUCGACCUUUGGAAGUGUAGUGCCCUUUUGACUGCAAAGAGGAACUGUUAUUUAACUCCACUGACAAUUAACAUCCUCACUUCUUGUCACUUCUGUCAUUUGCGUGCGGCAGGCUGCCUGAUUUCCCGUUUGUUUACCAUUAUUCGGCUUCAUCUCUGUCGAUAUGGAGGAAUGGAGGCAGUGCGGGCGUUGGUUAAUAGACUGCAAGGUGUUGCCCCAGAACCACCGUGUCGUUUGGCCCUCAGCGGUGGUGUUCGACCUGGCCCAGGCGCUCAGAGAUGGGGUGCUCCUGUGUCAGAUGCUGCACAAUCUGUCCCCUGGAUCCGUGGACCUUAAGCAGAUCAACUUCAGGCCUCAGAUGUCACAGUUUCUGUGCCUAAAGAACAUCCGGACAUUUCUGAAAGUGUGCCACGAUAAGUUUGGCUUGAGGAACAGUGAGCUGUUUGAUCCCUUUGACCUUUUUGACGUGAGGGACUUUGGGAAGGUGAUCUCGGCACUGUCCAGAAUCUCCCACCACAGCAUUGCACAGAUCAAAGGCAUCAGGCCCUUUCCAUCAGAGGACACAGCACUGAAUGAAGAUGAUGUGUACCGGAGCUUGGAGGAGUUGGCAGACGAGCAUGACGUGGGAGAGGAUGACAUAUACGACUGCGUCCCCUGCGAUGACGAUGGGGACGAUAUCUACGAGGACAUCAUCAAGGUGGAGGUUAGACAGCCCAUGAAAAUGGGCAUGACGGAAGAUGACAAGAGAAACUGCUGCUUGGUGGAGAUUCAGGAGACGGAGGCAAAGUACUACAAAACACUGGAGGACAUUGAGAAGAAUUAUAUGAUUCCCCUGAAGCAAGUGUUAACACCACAGGAGAUGGAAAACAUAUUUGUGAAUUUAGAGGACAUCAUCAAGGUCCACUUUGCUCUGCUGAGGGCCAUUGACCUGACCAUGGUUAGUGGGGGCAACGGCCUGGGAAAGGUCUUUCUGGACUUCAAGGAGAGACUGCUGAUUUAUGGCCAGUACUGCAGCCAUAUGGAGAAUGCUCAGAAGACACUGGAUGAACUGAUCGCCACACGGGAAGAUGUCAAGUGUAAAGUGGAGGAGUGUACCAUGAAGGUCCAGGAGGGCAAGUUCAAACUGCAGGAUCUCCUGGUGGUCCCCAUGCAGAGGGUCCUCAAAUACCACCUUCUGCUUAAGGAGUUAGUGAGUCACUCAGUCGAUCGGCCAGAGAGACAGCAGCUUAAAGAGGCACUAGAGGCUAUGCAGGACCUGGCCAUGUACAUCAACGAGGUGAAAAGAGACAACGAAACCCUAAAGAAAAUUAGUGAAUUUCAGAGCUCAAUAGAAAAUCUGCAGGUGAAGCUGGAGGAGUAUGGUAGGCCAAAGAUAGACGGAGAGCUGAAAGUGUGUUCUAUAGUUAACCGGACAAAACAAGACAGAUACAUCUUCCUGUUUGAUAAAGUGGUAAUUGUAUGCAAGAGGAAAGGCUAUAACUAUGAGUUGAAGGAGAUCAUUGAACUUCACUUCUACAAGAUGUCCGAUGACCCCAUGAACAACCGUGACAUGAAAAAGUCGAGUGGAAAAAUGUGGUCGUAUGGCUUCUACCUGAUCCAUCUGCAGGGGAAACAGGGCUUCCAGUUCUUCUGCAAGACAGAAGACACCAAGCGCAAGUGGAUGGAGCAGUUUGAGAUGGCCAUGUCAAACAUCAAACCCGAAAGAGCCACUGCCAACCAGCACAACUUCCAAAUGCACACAUUUGAAAAGAACACCAACUGCAGGGUCUGCAAAAUGCUGCUGAGGGGUAUAUUCUACCAGGGUUACUUCUGUUCACGGUGUGGGACCGGUGCCCAUAAGGAAUGUCUGGAGGUUAUCACCAUCUGCAAAAUAAGUCCCCAUGAUUUGGAGCCUGGACUUCCACAAUCAGGUCCAAAGAUGGUGGCCAUCAGGAAUUACCAUGGUACCCCUGCCCCACCAGGCAAGAUGCCACUUUGCUUCCAGAUAGGAGAAGUCAUUGAACUCCUGAAGGGAGACCCAGACACAUCGUGGUGGGAGGGAAAGCUUAUCCAAACCCUAAAGACUGGCUUCUUCCCCAGUUCCAAUGUGAAACCAUGUUUAGACCCUAAGCCUUUCCAGUCAUUUUCCAGCCGUCAGUCCUCCAGAGAGACAGAUUACUACGUUUAUCCCUGGUUUGCAGGAAAUAUGGAACGGCAGCAAGCCGACAACCUGCUCAAGUCUCACAGCAGCGGCACGUACCUGAUCCGAGAAAGGACGGCAGAGGCAGAGAGAUUCGCCAUCAGUAUCAAGUUUAAUGAUGAAGUGAAGCACAUUAAAGUUGUUGAGAAAGACAACUGGAUUCACAUCACAGAGGCAAAAAAGUUUGAUAGCCUUCUGGAACUUGUGGAGUAUUAUCAGUCUCACUCACUUAAAGAGAGCUUUAAGCUGUUGGACACGACAUUACGGUACCCUUACAAAUCCCGAGAGCGUUCAAGCUCUCGCACCAAUACUCGCUCACCAGCCUCCUCUGCUUCCUACAACUUCUCCUUCCUAAGUCCUCAGGGUCUCAACUUCUCCUCUCAAAGCUCUGCUCCCUUCUGGUCAGUGUUCACACCCAGAGUGGUCAGCACAGCUGUGGCGCGAUACAACUUUGCUGCUCGAGACAUGAGAGAGCUGUCUCUGCGAGAGGGGGACAUCGUUAAGAUCUACAGUAAGAUCGGCGGAGACCAAGGCUGGUGGAAAGGAGAGGCCAACGGCAAGAUUGGGUGGUUCCCCUCCACGUACGUCGAGGAGGAGGGGAUACAGUGAAGCUCUGGAUUCACACAGAUCAUCCAAUCAGAUUGCAUUCUGAUCCCCAGGCCUCUUGAGAGGACUCUUUGGUUUCCAUGGAAACAUCAGUGGAAAACUUUUGUGGUGGAAACUUAUUUCACAGUGAAUAUUUGUACUUCUGUCUCCUUUCGUCAUGUACGAAUAUACUUUCUUUCGUUUCUCUGAAUGUUUGUGUGAUCUCUGUGAAGAAACCUGCUCGGAGUCUGUUUGUUCUCAGUGUCAGAGGGGCUUGCGGAGAGAAACUGCGAAUGGAGCAGAACUUUGCCUUGAACUGGCCAAAGGACAAGCAUGGCUUUAAGUUGUACAGUUAUACCUGUAAUGUGUGCUUUCGGCCACUGAGGUAAAAUGGGGGUGGGAACAUAUACAUAUUUAUAUAUAGAUAAUUUAUUAAAUAAGAAAAUAUAUGAUAAAAAUGCAAUGUUGAACAUUUGUUUAACAGCAGCAGUGCAAAGAAUAUAUGAGAAAAGAAAAGACGCACUUUGCAAUUCUUUACAGAGAGAAUUUGCCUUAGUAUAUGGUAAUGCCUUUAGAGGUGGAGGUAAAGAGAUGGAACUCAGACUUGCACAAACACACUCAAACUCAUGCAUCCACCCUGUCCAGAAAUACGGUGCCUUUUCAGAUUUGUUCUUCACUCCCAACAGAGUCUGGUUUGUUUAUAGCUGCGGCAUUAACGCCCCAUUCUGUAGAAGUGUGCGUUUACUGUCCUGUACACCCAUUAAACCGGACUCAGCUAAAGCUGGAUGGCAGAUAACCAUGAAAGAGACUGAACCCCUCUUGGAUUGAAGUGAGCAGAUGACAUGCUCACCCAUCUUACUUAAACAAAGGGCAGCCAAGUAAAGGCAUCCAAUCGAAAUGGCAAGCUAGCUGGACCUGCUUUAGCGGGCUUGGACAGCGAAGGAUUCCGCCACCUUCAGCUUAAUCAAGAGGAUGCAGAAUUAUCAGGAAGAGAUUCCAUGAAUGCUGUUUUCAGUGAUUAGCAUUUUUAUGUCCAUGUUCUCAGUGGUCCAAAGUUGGAUGGAAAAGGGAAACACAAUAUUUCGAAGUGAAUACUGUUCUGUACACUGAUGUUCAUGAAUACCCAGAGAUUUUUUUAUUUUAUUUUAUUUUUAUUUUAUUUUUUGGCAUCUUCUACAAGCACAUACGUUUUUACCAUGCCAAACACUUUUUUUUUUUUUUUUCAUCUGCAGCCUGUUACAUUACAGUAUCUUGCCUUACUAAUUGGUGGACACUUGGUGCUACAGUGCUAUAUAUUGAAUUCCCUGAGUUGGGGCAGGAUUUUCUUUGCUGUUGUUCUGGACUAGGAGACCCACUGUUGAAGAAUCUCAACCAUCAAGUGCACUUUAUCUCUCCAGGCACCUUUUAAAACAGGACUCCACACUGCAGACCUGGACAUUAAAGUUUAAUAUUAUUUUAGCAAUUUUCAGUGUCCUUAUUUUUACUUCUGGAAGAAAAAUAGUACAAAAAUUAAAUCCUUGACACUAUGAGCAGCCGUUUCUUAAAGUCUAAUAUUGAACAUUACCUGUAAACUCCAUAAGUGCAUGGAUGUGUCCCUCAUACAGUUCUUUGAGAAACACCUUUUUCUGUUGCCGGCCAUCAAAAAUUGACAGUAUGAAGUAGAUGAGAUAGGAAGUGAUGGAAGUGAUGGAAGAGGGCUGCUCAGGUCAAGGUAGCACUGGCUGAAGGGCUUAGUUCCUGUUUGUGUAGUGGAUGAAAACCCAUUGCAUGUCAUCAUAGAUAUUACAACGCCUGUCCAUGGAUCCUGUAAAAGAUUUAAAACAAAAACAUGAAAUUGUGUACAUUUUUUUGAAUAGUCAGUUAUUUCCAAACUGAGGUCUGUCAUGAAAAUAAAAAAAAU
Messenger RNA from Myxocyprinus asiaticus (Chinese sucker), 5423 nucleotides. RefSeq names its product guanine nucleotide exchange factor VAV2-like. NCBI's taxonomy places the organism in Eukaryota, Metazoa, Chordata, Actinopteri, Cypriniformes, Catostomidae. The transcript has 29 exons. The coding region runs from base 923 to 3547 and encodes 874 amino acids. Gene Ontology annotation, biological process: cell migration; regulation of GTPase activity; intracellular signal transduction. Gene Ontology annotation, cellular component: cytoplasm. The record is from RefSeq and is a predicted model, not a curated record. Gene Ontology annotation, molecular function: protein binding; guanyl-nucleotide exchange factor activity.